Linum tenue is the source of this 3493-nucleotide messenger RNA. The record is from the annotation of a GenBank genome assembly. NCBI's taxonomy places the organism in Eukaryota, Viridiplantae, Streptophyta, Magnoliopsida, Malpighiales, Linaceae.
UGGCAGUGGAGAUCAGCAGCCAGCAGUGGUCCUCUUUCUCCUUUUUCCUCUGUAAUGGCCGUUCUUUUGGUUUCUUUUCUAUAUUUUAAGGGUAAGACAGAAUGUCCUUCUCUCUCUUACUUUCUCGGACUUUGGACUCUAAUGGAGCCCCGCCCCGAGUCAUGGACACUUUUUUUUUUCUCUCUCUCUGCCCUUGCGACUGCCACACUACAUUCUCCUGCUACCCUUUUCUUCCCCAGCUUAGUGCUACAACAAUCACCAUUAGCAAUGGCGGGAUUAAACAAACUCCACUUCCGCGCCUGAUUAUCCUUCUUUCUUUCUAGGGUUCCCUCUUUUCUACCCGCGCCGCCCACCCCACUUCCAUUUGUUCCCUCUCCUCAUCCUUCUUCGCAUUUUCAAUUUUUCAUGGGAGCUAGCUAGCUAACUUUCACUCUAGUAGCUUACUACAACCAUGCUCUGCUUCAAAUUCUUCCUCUGCCUCCUUCUUCUGGCCUCCGCCGCCGGCGUUCACUCUCUUGACCCGACGCUGAACGACGACGUCCUGGGCCUAAUCGUUUUCAAAGCGGGACUCAGCGACCCUCAUUCCAAGCUUGUUUCCUGGAACGAAGACGACCCGACUCCCUGCAACUGGGUCGGAAUCCAAUGCAGCCCGGUUACCAGUCGGGUCACUCAUCUCCUUCUCGACGGAUUUUCCCUCUCCGGCCACAUUGGCCAUGGCCUCCUCCGUCUCCCGUUCCUCCGGAUUCUUUCCUUGUCCAGAAACAACUUCACUGGCGAGAUAAACCCCGAUCUUCCUCGCCUGCUCCCAGGUCUUCGGGUCGUCGACUUGACCGACAACCAUCUCUCGGGCGAAAUCCCCGACGGCUUCUUCCAGCAAUGCGGCUCCCUCAGGUUCGUUUCCUUCGCCAGAAACGACUUGACCGGCCGGAUUCCAGCUUCCUUGACAGCUUGCUCCACGCUCUCGACGCUCGAUUUCUCCUUCAACCGUCUCUCAGGUGAACUUCCCACUGGUUUGUGGUCUUUGACUGGGAUUAAAUCUCUUGAUUUGUCUGAUAAUUCGCUGGAGGGAGAGAUUCCUGAAGGAAUUUCGAGCUUGCCCGACUUGAGAACCGUUAGUUUUAGGAAGAACAGCUUCUCCGGCCAGCUCCCGCCUGAUAUAGGAAGCUGCCCGGCUGUGAAAGAAGUCGACUUCAGUGAGAACUCCCUAUCUGGUCCCUUACCGGAGACAUUGCGCAAGCUUAAGUCCUGUGUGUCUCUGAGUCUCGCCGGAAAUUCAUUCACAGGACAAGUCCCCCACUGGAUAGGAGAACUCACUAGCCUAGAAAGUCUGGAUCUUUCUGCUAAUAACAUUUCCGGCAUUGUUCCCACCUCAAUAGGCAGACUUAGUCAGCUGAAGCAUUUGAAUCUGUCAAUGAACCAGCUCCUGGGAGAUUUGGCAGAGUCUAUUUCGAGUUGCCGUAACCUUUUCAGCCUAGAUGUCAGUCGCAAUCAGCUUGCCAGUAGUAACCUUUCUUCAUGGCUGUUCAACUUGGCUGCUCUUCACAACCUCGAGGCGUUAAAUCUGUCUUCAAAUGCCCUCUCUGGUGAAAUCCCUCCCAGCAUUGGUGCUCUCGCUAGCUUGCUGGUGCUUGAUCUAAGUUCGAACAUGUUGAAUGGAACCAUACCUUCUGAAAUUGGUGCAGCAGUUUCACUAGUGAAACUCAACUUGAAUAACAACUUGCUCACAGGCAACAUUCCGUCUGAUAUCAACAACUGCUCCUCUCUAACAUCUCUAAUCUUGUCAAAGAACAAACUCACAGGUCCAAUCCCAGCAGCCAUUGGAGACCUCACCAGCCUCGAGUUCAUCGACCUAUCUUUCAACAACUUCACCGGUACCUUGCCCAAGGAGCUAACCAAUCUCUCCCACCUCUUAUCCUUCAACAUAUCUCACAACAACUUGCAAGGAGAGCUCCCAGUUGGUGUUUUCUUCAAUUCCAUCCCACCUUCAUCUGUAGCGCAUAACCCUUCAUUAUGUGGAUCCGUAGUGAAACGAUCAUGCCCUUCCAACCAUCUCAAGCCAAUAGUCCUUAACCCCGACUCUGCAUCAUCCGACUCAUCUCCCGAAUCCUCAUCGAGCCAUCACUAUCAUCGAAAAGUCGUGCUAAGCAUCUCGGCUCUGAUAGCAAUCGGUGCAGCCGCCUUCAUCACCCUCAGCGUUAUAGCUAUCACCCUCCUCAACAUCCACGUGAGAUCGUCCAUCUCACGCACAGCUGCAGCAGCAGCAGUAGCAUUCUCUGGUGGUGGCGAAGACUUCAGUUGUUAUUCAUCCGGUAGUGAUUCGAACUACGGCAAGCUCGUCAUGUUCUCCGGAAAAGCUGAUUCUCUCGCCGGUUGUCAUGAUUUGCUCAACAAGGACUUCGAAAUCGGGCGUGGCGGGUUUGGAGUCGCUUACAAGACAAUGCUCCAAGAUGGUCGAUCCGUGGUUAUCAAGAAGCUAGCAGUUUCGAGUCUGGUGAAAUCCCAGCACGAGUUCGAGAGGGAAGUGAAGAAGCUUGGGAAAGUGAAGCACCGUAAUCUCGUGGCGAUGGAAGGCUAUUACUGGACUCCGUCGCUGCAGCUUCUCAUUCACGAAUGUGUAUCCGGGGGAAGCUUGUAUAAGAAUCUUCACGAUGAAGCAAGUAGGUGUCUACCGUGGCGGCAGAGGUUCAAUGUGAUUUUAGGAAUGGCGAGGGGGAUUGCGCUGUUGCAUAGCAUGGAUGUUGUUCAUUACAAUCUGAAAUCGAGUAAUGUGCUGAUCGACGAAGGCGGCGAGGCCAAGGUAGGGGAUUUUGGGCUGGCGAGGUUGCUGCCGACGCUGGACAGAUGCAUUCUGAGCGGGAAAGUGCAGAGUGCUUUGGGGUACGUGGCGCCGGAGUUUGCUUGUCGGACGGUGAAGAUAACGGAGAAGUGUGACGUGUAUGGGUUUGGGAUCUUGGUGUUGGAGGUGGUGACCGGGAAGAGACCGGUGGAGUACAUGGAGGAUGACGUGGUGGUUCUGAGUGAUGUGGUGAGGAGAGAGCUGGAAGAUGGGAGGUUGGAGGAAUGUGUCGAUGUUAGGCUCAGAGCUGAAUUCCCGGCGGAUGAGGCGAUUCCGGUGGUGAAGCUUGGGUUGAUUUGCGCGUCUCAGGUGCCGUCGAAUCGGCCGGAUAUGGAAGAGGUUGUGAAGAUCUUGGAGCUGAUACAAAGUCCUGCAGAUGGUCAAGAGCUGAUGGAGUGAUUAGCAAAUAGGUCUUGUUAAUUCGAAACCACAUAUUUGUAUUCUGUACACUGUUGACAGUUAAUCUGUAACCCAUUUUGCUUUGAGCCUGAACUCGUUCCACUUUCAAAUCUUUCUUUUGAAAUUCAGUGAUGAAUUAUUCUAAAACGAUUUACAGGAGGCGGCUUAUGACGUUGUUGUUUCCAACUGAACAAGUCUGUGAUGAGGCGGCUUAUGACGUUGUUGUUUCCAACUGAACAAGUCUGUGAUGAGGAAAGG